AUGCCUGCUUUCUGUCUGCCUGUGUCUGCUUUUCUACUGGGUCAUCGCUGGCGAAUCGUUUCGCAGGUGUUUUCCGGCGAUCCGCCCCCAACCACGGGACUAGGAAAAGGUAGCACACAGCACCGCAGGCCGCGUAGAUCCUUCCCGUGCAUGGCACCUGUUGCUGCACCCCUUCAGUCGUUUGGUAUGUAUGAAGAGAGCCAAGAAAGAGAACAUGAGAGCGGAUUCCCCCUGUGGUUUUUCGAGAGACGUUUGUUCCUUCUCGCUUUCUACCCCGCGUUCCUUCACGUGCUGUCUCAGUUCAGGGACCCAAUUGCACAAUGCGCUGUCUGCGAAAAGCUUACGAGCGGGGCCGCUGUCCGGGGCCGCGCGCAGUAUUUCUGCUUGGCCGAACCGCCUGAGAAUGGCACAGUCCGUGUUUCUACCUCGGCGUUAGCUGUUUCUCUGUUGGUUCUUUGAGUCCACCGUCAAGCGCGUUAGAUAAAGUGUCGGCGGAGAAAGGUCUGUGCCCGCGACAAUGUUCGGUGUUCUUAUCUUCACAAUCGGUUCUUUCCGCAGUUUCUGCAGUACGCAGAAUCGAGGUUUCUACGCGACCUUGCAUGGUCGAUAGAGACACCGCCCAGGCAGCGAACUAACCGGCGCCAAGGCUUUUGCGGCCGUGAAUUUUCUUUGCUCAGGCGUUUCCCCUGCGACCCUCUACACGAAGGAAUUUCUUUCGCUAUGUGCCCCUGGUGACAGCCGAAGUCGCGUAACUCGGAGUUUUGUUGCUUGCCAGAGUCGCCGAGUCCGCUCUGUGCGUGUAGUGUGAGCAUUGCGACUGUUCGGCGCGGCGCAAGAGUCCGUUACGCCGCCUGCUCCUCUUCUUUUCUUUUCAGAUUCGGACGGCCUCAACACGGAUCGUGCGCUUUCUUUCUCAAAUCCCGCCUUUCUGCCAGGUCCCUUCUGUUCAGGACCUCCCGUCCCCCCGGUCUGUGCCCCGCUGAACGCCUGGGCCGCUUCGCUCGUCACAGGAUUGGGCAUGUGCUGCAGGGGCGCUCGACGCACAUUCAGUCG
Molecule: messenger RNA, 1053 nt
Organism: Toxoplasma gondii ME49
Lineage: Eukaryota; Apicomplexa; Conoidasida; Eucoccidiorida; Sarcocystidae
Exons: 1
Coding region: 1-459 (152 amino acids)
Source: RefSeq, a predicted model, not a curated record